Lytechinus variegatus (green sea urchin) is the source of this 726-nucleotide messenger RNA. RefSeq names its product cell surface glycoprotein 1-like. The transcript has 2 exons. Lineage: Eukaryota; Metazoa; Echinodermata; Echinoidea; Temnopleuroida; Toxopneustidae. The record is from RefSeq and is a predicted model, not a curated record. The annotation marks the transcript as partial.
ACAGAAGAAACUACACCAGCUGAUACAGCAACAGAAGAAACUACACCAGCUGAUACAACAACUGAAGAAACUACAUCAACUGUUACAACUAUUGAAGAAACUACACCAGCUGAUACAGAAACAGAUGAAACUACAGCAGCUGAUACAACAGAACAAACUACACCAGCUCAUACAGCAACAGAAGAAACUACACCAGCUGAUACAACAAGAGAAAAAACUACACCAGCUGAUACAGCAACAGAAGAAACUACACCGGCUGAUACAACAACAGAAGCAAGUACACCAUAUUACACAACAACGGAAGUGACUACACCAGCUGAUACGACAAUAGAACAAAGUACACCAACUCAUACAGCAACAGAUGAAACUACUCCAGCUGAAACAACAACUGAAGAUACUACUUCAGCAGAUACAACAGAAGAAACUACACCAGCUGAUACAACAACAGAAAAAACUUCACAAGCUGAUACGACAACAAAGGAGGAAACUACACCAGCUGACACGGCAACAGAUAAAACUACACCAGCUGAUACAACAACAGAAGAAACUACAUCAGCUGAUACAGCAACAGAUGAAACUACUGUAGCUGAUACAACAACCGAAGAAUCUACUUCAAUUGACACAACAACGGAAGAAACUACACCACGGCAUCAGAAUGAAAGUGUUUACGGGCGUGACAGAAAUAUUUCGCAAAUCCGUGAGAAAAAAGCGGCUGAAAAGCAAUAA